AUCGUCCGUCUGCCGCCGGGGAUGCAGCUGCUGCAGAGAUGGAGUUGAAGCACAAAAACAACAAAGUGUCGGACAGAGUUUGAGACAAAGAGAGGGGGUCGAGCUGGUCCUGGAUGGAUUGUUGUUGAAUUUAAGAGAAAAAGAAAAAGAAAUCCUAAAGAAUGAAGCUGCUGAAGCCGAGCUGGGUGAGCCACAACGGCAAACCCAUAUUUUCCGUUGACAUCCACCCUGAUGGAACGAAGUUUGCAACCGGUGGUCAAGGAGAGGAUUCCGGAAAGGUGAUGAUCUGGAACAUGGCGCCGGUCCUCAGAGAGGAGGACGAGAAGAACGAGAAUAUUCCCAAAAUGCUUUGCCAGAUGGACAAUCACCUAGCGUGUGUGAACUGUGUGCGCUGGUCCAACAACGGCCUGUACCUGGCAUCAGGAGGAGACGACAAGCUGGUCAUGGUGUGGAAGAGAGCUGCGUUUAUCGGUCCCAGCACGGUGUUUGGGUCGAGCAGUAAGCUGGCUAACGUUGAGCAGUGGCGGUGUGUGACCAUCCUGAGGAACCACACGGGAGAUGUCAUGGACGUGGCUUGGUCUCCUCACGACGUGUGGCUCGCCUCCUGCAGCGUGGACAACACCAUCGUCAUCUGGAACGCUCGCAAGUUUCCAGAGAUGGUGACGUGUCUGCGAGGACACACCGGGCUGGUCAAAGGUCUCACGUGGGACCCGGUGGGGAAAUACAUCGCCUCUCAGGCCGACGACCACAGUCUCAAAGUGUGGAGGACGGUGGACUGGCAGAUGGACGCCAACAUCACCAAACCCUUCAGCGAGUGUGGAGGGACGACCCACGUCCUGCGUCUGUCCUGGUCUCCAGACGGUCAGUAUCUGGUGUCGGCUCACGCCAUGAACAACUCUGGUCCGACCGCUCAGAUCGUGGAGAGAGACGGCUGGAAGACCAACAUGGACUUUGUGGGCCACCGUAAAGCUGUCACUGUGGUGAAAUUCAACCCAAAGAUUUUCAAGAAGAAGCAGAAGAACGGCAGCGCUCCUAAACCCGGCUGUCCGUACUGCUGCUGCGCUGUGGGCUCCAAAGACCGCUCGCUCUCCGUCUGGCUGACCUCUCUGAAGCGCCCUCUGGUGGUCAUCCACGAUCUGUUUGAUAAAUCCAUUAUGGACAUUUCCUGGACUCUGACAGGUCUGGGGAUGUUGGUGUGUUCGAUGGACGGCACUGUGGCCUACCUGGACUUCUCCCUGGAUGAGCUGGGAGACCCCCUGAAUGAGGAGGAGAAGAACAGCAUCCACCAGAACAUCUACGGGAAGAGUCUGGCUAUAACCAGCACCGAGGCCCAGCUCUCCACCACCAUCAUCGAGAACCCCGAGAUGCUCAAGUACCAGCAGGAGAGACAGAUCUCAGCUCAGGCCCACUCGGGACCGGGCAGCACCGGACCCGAGUCCUCCACCCCCAAACUCAACAGUGUGAUGAACGGAGAGUCUCUGGAGGACAUCAGGAAGAACCUUCUGAAGAAGCAGGUAGAAACGAGAACAGCAGACGGCAGAAGAAGAAUCACACCGCUGUGUAUCGCUCAGCUGGACACCGGGGAUUUCUCCCCGGCGUUGUUCAACAGCGCUCCCAUCCUGCCCUCGGGUUCCUCCAUGUCCAUCCAGCUCACCUCUCAGCUCAGCUCAGACUCCAGCCCGGGGCCGGCCUCCUCUCUGGGGCUCCGGCCGAGCCACGACGCCAUGCUCACCUCGCCUCCGCCGGGCAGCUCGGCGAAGGGCCUGGAGGAGAACAAGGACGGUCUGAAGUCGUGUCUGCUGCUAACGUCCGCCUCCAAGAUCGAACCCAUGAAAGCUUUGGACUCCAGGUUCACGGAGAGGUCAAAGGCCACGCCCGGAGUCACCGCAGCCAUCACCUCCAUCGCCGGACUCACACCUUUAGAAAGCCGGCCCAAAGACGGCGUCUCCGCCCUCAAAGACAUCAAAUCCAAAGAGGACACCAGCAGCGACAGCGAGGACAAGAUGGCCUCCAUCAACAAGAACCUGUCGUUCAGCAAGAGGAAACCCGAGCUCAUGAUGGACGGGGGAGAGGUGGUGGAGAAAAGGAAGAAGGGACGGCCCAGGAAAGACAAGAUGGCCGCUCCCAUCACCCAACCCUUCACUCAGAUCACUACGACUGCAGAGCGGGAGCCCAGCAGGGUGGUAGCUCCGCCCCCUCCUGUCACUGUUCUCAAACUCCCGACGCCGAGUCUGAAGAAGGCGUUCAGUCUGCAGGUGAGCAUGGACCCCUCAGUGAUCCUGGAGGUGGAGAACGAGGUUUCUCUGGUUGCAGGUUCAAAGCUCAGUCAGCUGCGUUGCUCCAGAGAGGGGAGGGACUGGAACACGCUGCUGCCCAGCUCGGUGCUCUCUGCGGCGGGGAGCAGUGAUGUCAUCGCCGCCGUCAGUCAGGACAGGAUUCUGUCCGUGUUCUCUUCGUGUGGGCGUCGGCUCCUUCCAGCCAUCCAGCUGGCCACGCCCGUCUCUGCCUUGCACUGCUCCGCCCACUUUGUCAUGGUUCUGACUGCUGGAGCGGCACUCUCCGUCUGGGACGUUCAGAAGCAGAAGGCGGUGGUGAAGAACGAGUCUCUGUUAAAUAUUUUAUCAGGUGCUGACAUCACGGUGUCUCAGUCUCUGCUGACUCAGCAGGGAGUCCCUGUCAUCGGACUGUCCAACGGGAAGUCGUACUGCUUCAGCUCGUCGUUGGAGACGUGGACUCUGAUCGCAGACAGAGGAGACUCUCUGGUCCAGUGUGCUGACUUCAGGAGCUGCCUUCCCACCAAUGAGGCGCCCGUGUCCUCGGGGCCGCUCGCCGUCAUGCAGGGACGCAAUCUAAAUGCCGGGCGGCUGGCGUCCCGCCUCUCCUCUACGCCUCACCACCUGCAGCAGAGCAUGACGCUCGCCUUCCUGGAGAACCAGCUGGCGUCCGCUCUGACGUUACAGUCGGCUCAGGAGUAUCGUUACUGGCUGCUCAUCUACGCCCGAUUCCUCGUCAACGAAGGCUCUGAGUUUCGACUCAGAGAACUUUGUCAGGAGCUUCUGGGUCCCGUCCACAGAUCAGUCUCUACAUCGUGGGAGCCGACCGCUCUGGGUCUGCGUAAGCGGGACUUGCUGCGGGAGGUUUUACCCGUCAUCGGUGAGAACCUGAGAUUCCAGAGACUCUUCACGGAGUACCAGGACCAGCUGGAGCUGCUGCGCAACAAAUAACACAAACACACACACACACACACACACACAGGGAAACACAGACUGACACACACACAGAACGCUGCUCGUCUCUGAAUGUGUUCAAACACGUCCAGGUGUUUUCUGAGAACUUCAAUCAGAGCCGGUCUUCAGCUCACCGGGGGAGAAGUGGGUGCUUCAUUUUUUUAUUUGGAAUCACAAUUUCUUUUUGAACUCUCGUCUUUUGUCUUUUCUUUUUUUUUCCUGCUUACCUUGUUGCUCUGACCUUUGACCUCUCUCCUGAACUCCUAAUCAUGAACUUGUAAAGAAUAUCUAAAGAGCGAGGCUGAGAGAGGUCGUGCAGCGUCAGCAGCUGUUCAAUCACUCGCCGAGGGGAGACGCUCGGAGAAGAGACAAAAGAAUCAGAACGGAUGGAGAGGAGCGAUAAACCAAAGUGAUGCAUGGACGAAUAACCAAGAGACGGGCCCGUUUGUCCUGAA
Molecule: messenger RNA, 3682 nt
Organism: Labrus mixtus (cuckoo wrasse)
Lineage: Eukaryota; Metazoa; Chordata; Actinopteri; Labriformes; Labridae
Product: protein HIRA
Exons: 25
Coding region: 162-3224 (1020 amino acids)
Biological process (GO): DNA-templated transcription; chromatin remodeling; regulation of DNA-templated transcription
Cellular component (GO): HIR complex; nucleus
Molecular function (GO): nucleosome binding; protein binding
Source: RefSeq, a predicted model, not a curated record